This is a messenger RNA of Cyprinodon variegatus (sheepshead minnow), 1250 nucleotides long. It is a transcript of the gene gps2, whose product is annotated as G protein pathway suppressor 2. The transcript is spliced from 11 exons. Lineage: Eukaryota; Metazoa; Chordata; Actinopteri; Cyprinodontiformes; Cyprinodontidae. Gene Ontology annotation, cellular component: transcription regulator complex. Gene Ontology annotation, molecular function: transcription coregulator activity. Bases 145 to 1137 code for a protein of 330 amino acids. The record is from RefSeq and is a predicted model, not a curated record. Gene Ontology annotation, biological process: regulation of transcription by RNA polymerase II.
CGUUACCAACUGUUUGAAAGAAGAAAAGAAGAAGAAGUGGAUUUUAUACUAUUUCCGCUUUGAAACGCUAAAAACAAUUGACAUCUAGGUUCUCAUCAAACGCAUUGCAAAACGACAAAACUGGCCCCUCCACUGCCUGUCACCAUGCCCGCCCUGCUGGAGAGACCCAAGCUGUCCAAUGCGAUGGCCAGAGCCCUGCACAAGCAUAUUAUGAGGGAGAGGGAGCGCAAGAGACAAGAGGAAGAGGAGGUUGACAAAAUGAUGGAGCAGAAGCUGAAGGAAGAGGAGGAGAGGAAGAGGACAAAGGAGAUUGAGGAGAGGAUGUCUUUAGAGGAAACCAAGGAACAGGUGAUGAAGAUGGAGGAGAAACUUCAGGGACUCCAAGAAGAGAAACACCAGCUUUUUUUACAGCUAAAGAAAGUUCUCCAUGAGGAAGAAAAGAGACGCAGGAAGGAGCAGAGUGACAUCACAACGUUGACCUCAGCCAGCUACCAGCCCAGUCUGUCCAUGCAUGCAGGACAGCACCUCCUCAGUAUUCCAGGAAGUCCGGUCAGCCACAGUCGACCUGGCGCCCUGCUCGGAGAGCGAAGCAAACAGCUGUUCCCAGCUUCUGUCAUUCCAGCCCGUCAUUACCAGACCCCUGGGUUCAGCUCCAGCUCAGCAGAACAUGGACAGUUCAGCGGGAGCCAGGGGGUCCAUGAGUCCUAUGGGGUGGCAGCAUCCCAGCACCCCUCCACCUACGCCCCCGGACCCUCGGUACCCGUAAGCUUCGCCAGCAGUUCUCAGAUCAGAGGGGCCUCUGCAUUUCAAGCAAUGCAGUACCUCCCUCACCAGCAGACUGGAUAUCCGGUUCACAGCCACUUCGCCUCCCAGCCUGGGUACAUCACUGGAGCAUCGAUACCCCUGCAGAAGCAGCUGGAACAUGCCAACCAGCAGUCUGGCUUCACAGAUGCAGGUGCUUUGAGGCCCCUGCACCCCUCCACUAUGCACCCAGCUGCUCCAGGUCUGCUGCCCACACCCAUGGUCCAGAUCCCCACUGCAAAGGCUCCGUUCCAGAGCUCCCCACAGGGUGCCGCUCGACACAACUUCCUAGGCCACAGCCAGAGUGGGCAAAGGUUCUACCCCCACAGCAAGUAACCUGCGACGACUUUCAUCUUUUCUUCUUUUACGGCAACGUCACCACUUUGAUGGUGCUGGAGAUGGCAUUGGAACCUCUGGUGCAUCACUUUGGAUUUAACAAAAAAAUAAAU